AUGGGAAAGGAUACUGAUCAACUUUACAAAAAUGAAAGCCAGAUUGAUGAUAUUGAGUUGCCAUUUCUUAAUCUAUCAAAAAUAAUGAAAGCUAAACAUGAUUUUUCAUUUGAUAAUAAGCUUGGAGAAGGCGACUAUGGACUAAUUUACAAGGGUGUUCUUCCAGAUGGAAAAGAAGUGGAUUUUAUUUCCUUUUAUCUACCUAAUAAACUGGUGAGUGCAUCUGUCAUGGCUCUUCCAUCCAACAAUGAUGUUGUGUACACUUCCAACACAAAAAAGAAGUCUAGUUGUUCCAUGAUCUGGAAAUCAUUUUUGCAUAACAAAGGACAUAAUGACAUAUUAAGAGCCCAAAAGAUUUGA
This is a messenger RNA of Lactuca saligna, 360 nucleotides long. NCBI's taxonomy places the organism in Eukaryota, Viridiplantae, Streptophyta, Magnoliopsida, Asterales, Asteraceae. The record is from the annotation of a GenBank genome assembly.